Arabis nemorensis is the source of this 1110-nucleotide messenger RNA. The record is from the annotation of a GenBank genome assembly. NCBI's taxonomy places the organism in Eukaryota, Viridiplantae, Streptophyta, Magnoliopsida, Brassicales, Brassicaceae.
AUGGAUGGAUCAAAGCAUCCGUCGGUGUUUCAGAAGCUUCAUGGUCAAAUGAAUAGACUUUCCCCGAGUGUGCAAACUCGUACUGUCAACGGAGGUUUGCAGAGUCUUUUGCACUCAACUGAUCAUGGCGUUGGCUCUUCUCUUCCACCUCAUGGGUCAGUGCCUGUACUUAUUCAAGCACCUAGUGAGAAAACUAGUACUGGUUUCUUGAUCGAUUUCCUUAUGGGAGGAGUCUCAGCUGCUGUUUCCAAGACGGCUGCUGCCCCCAUUGAGCGUGUCAAGCUCUUGAUUCAGAACCAAGAUGAAAUGAUCAAAGCCGGCCGUCUCUCUGAACCGUACAAAGGAAUCAGUGAUUGUUUUGGCCGAACUGUCAAAGACGAAGGCAUCAUUUCUCUUUGGAGAGGCAACACCGCCAAUGUCAUCAGAUACUUCCCCACCCAGGCUUUGAACUUUGCAUUCAAAGAUUACUUUAAGAGGCAGUUCAACUUCAAGAAAGACAAAGAUGGCUAUUGGAAGUGGUUUGCAGGGAACUUGGCGUCUGGUGGUGCUGCUGGUGCAUCGUCUCUGCUUUUUGUCUACUCUUUGGAUUAUGCUCGUACCCGUUUAGCCAACGAUGCGAAAAUAGCCAAGAAGGGUGGUCAGAGGCAGUUUAACGGCAUGCUCGACGUGUACAAGAAGACUAUAGCCUCUGAUGGCAUUGUCGGGCUGUACCGCGGUUUCAGCAUCUCGUGUGUUGGAAUUGUCGUAUACCGUGGGCUCUACUUUGGAUUGUAUGAUUCCUUGAAGCCUGUGGUUCUAGUUGAUGGUCUCCAGGAUAAUUUCUUUGCGAGUUUCUUGCUGGGAUGGGGAAUCACCAUAGGAGCUGGACUGGCAUCUUACCCGAUCGACACGGUGCGUAGAAGAAUGAUGAUGACUUCAGGUGAAGCAGUGAAGUACGAGAGCUCUCUUCAGGCUUUCACUCAGAUCAUCAAGAAAGAAGGGGCCAAGUCACUUUUCAAGGGUGCAGGUGCCAACAUCCUCCGUGCUGUCGCAGGCGCCGGUGUGCUCGCCGGCUAUGACAAACUCCAGCUCAUUGUGUUGGGCAAGAAAUAUGGCUCUGGUAGUGGCUAA